GUGUUAGUGCAUGCAUGGAGGUUAGUGUCAGCGUCUGCCCAUGCAAGAGGAACACGUAACUACACGUAGCCAGUGAAAAUAGUGAAUGUGGGUCGUUGCUCGAGCUCUGAAACCGAACAAUUCUUCAAUGUGGACUGUGAGUCGUUAUGGAGGGCGGGUCCUGGUCCCCGACCUGGCCCGACUCAGCCUCAUGCCCGCUGCCACCAGCGCCGCCUUCUCCUCCACCCCCGUGGGACAGGUGGGGAGCCCGGCUUCGGCUUUGGAGCGCUUCUCCAACCAAACCAAGCCCGAGGAGUUACGCCGAAGUCAAUGGGCUCGACCUCAGUUCCCCGUGGAGCGGCUGACUCAAAUCUUGGACCAUGACAACCACGAGAUGCGGGCCAAGUUCCGCCGCUUCAUCUCGGACCCCGUGAUGACGCCCAAAUACAACAUCUCGUUGGCCGAAGAGCGAGAAUUGGCCUUGCAAAGGCUCCAGCGCAUUUGCGAUCACGAUUUCAUCUCUGUGCUCGAUUUCUGGCACAACCCGUUGCGGGUGUUUGCGGCUCACGAGUUGGCGGCCGUUAUUGACCCGGCCAUGACCACCAAGAUGACGGUUCAAUUCAAUCUGUUUGGCGGGACGGUCUUGAAAUUGGGCACGAAGCGCCAUCAUGAUCGCUAUCUCCAAGGCAUUGACAAUCUCCAGGAUGUGGGUUGCUUCGGUUUGACCGAACUGGGCUACGGUAACAACGCCGUUGAAAUGGAGACCACGGCCGUGUAUGACGACCAGGCCCAGGAGUUUGUGAUCAACACGCCCACGCCUUUGGCUCAGAAGUACUGGAUCACCAAUGGAGCCGUGCACGCCAAACACGUGGUCGUUUUUGCUCAGUUGAUGGUGGCCGGGAAGAACGAAGGCAUUCACGGGAUCAUCGUGCCCAUCCGCGAUGAUCAGCUGCAGGUCCUUCCCAAUGUGCUCGUCGAAGACAUGGGCUAUAAGAUGGGCCUAAAUGGCGUGGACAACGCCAAGCUGACGUUCAAGAAUGUUCGAGUGCCACGCGAGAACUUACUGAAUCGAUGGUCUGAUGUCACACCUGAGGGCCAGUUCCAAUCCGAAAUUGGCAGUGGGCGAGCCCGUUUUCUAACGGUGGCUGAUCAAUUGCUCUCGGGUCGUAUUUGCAUCGCCUCCAUGUCUCUGGGUGGAGCCAAGGCCUCAUUAGCCAUCGCUUUACGGUACUCUGCGACGCGGCUCACCGUGGGCCCCACCGGCAAAUCGGAUACGCCCAUUCUGUACUACCAAUUGCAACAGAGAGCCUUGAUGCCACUUUUAGCUCAAACUGUGGCCAUCAAUUUUGGCCUGGAUUACGUCAAGGACCGCUGGGCCUUCCAAAAAGAGGAUGGAUCCGAACACGCUGAGGUGGUCACCAUGUGUUGUGCCAUCAAACCCAUUAGCUCAUGGAACCUGGAAGAAGUCGUUUCCGUGGCUCGAGAACGAUGCGGUGGACAAGGCUUUUUGUCCUGCAAUCGCUUCGGCACAUUUUUAGGAUUAGCUCAUGCGGCCAUGACGGCUGAAGGGGACAAUUCUGUUUUGAUGCAAAAAGUGGCCAAAGAGAGAUUGACCGCAUUGAGUAAAGGCCAAGAUAAACUGGAUCUGUCCACGCCGUCGAAUGCCGAUGUGAAAUACCCCGAAUACAUGCUCCAUCUGUUCAAAGUCCGGGAAAUGAAGCUGUUCGAAGAGUUGGGUCAAAAAAUGGCCAAAGCUGGCAAGGCUGGUACCUUCUCGACUUGGAUGUUGGACGAAAGUGAUUUGAUUCAGGCCGCUGCUCGAUCCUAUGGAGAUCGUCUGAUCGCUGAGCAAUUUCACAACACGCUUCAGAACCAAGAUAAUGCGGAUCUCAAGGAAAUUUUGACUCAGAUUUUUUCCUUGUACUUGUGCUCAACUUUGGAGAGGAACUUAACUCAAUUGUUGACUCUGGGAAUUAUCACCCCUGAACAGAGCGUUGGGAUCAAGGAGUUAUCCAAUGUGUUGUGUGCCGAAUUGGCCCCGCAUUCCAUGGCUAUUUGUGAUUCAUUUGCUCUCAGCAAUGAAAUGCUCUCGGCCCCGAUUGCUUUGGAUUGGGUCCAGUACAACUCAAUUGAUAACCAAGGCGAAGUUUCUCAACUGCAGUAAACAAUCCCUCCCUAUGAUUCAGUUGAUGAUGUCAAAUGUCAGUUUUCGAAGAAAUAUAUUUACCUACGAUCAUA
Molecule: messenger RNA, 2217 nt
Organism: Tigriopus californicus
Lineage: Eukaryota; Metazoa; Arthropoda; Copepoda; Harpacticoida; Harpacticidae
Exons: 3
Coding region: 86-2143 (685 amino acids)
Biological process (GO): lipid homeostasis; fatty acid beta-oxidation using acyl-CoA oxidase
Cellular component (GO): peroxisome
Molecular function (GO): FAD binding; fatty acid binding; acyl-CoA oxidase activity
Source: RefSeq, a predicted model, not a curated record